UUUAUAAAAGAAAAGUUGAAUUAAAUUUGAGACCCCUAAAGUUAUCAUGAAUAUUAAUAGACGCGGAAAAGCCCCCAAAUUGAAAAAUAUAACGGACUUCGUCCCCAAAGUAAAACUAGACACGCGAGCGCGUUAGGUUUAUAAGUUUGCGUGUUUUUGUAGUUCACUGUCAAGAAGAAAUAAGAUGGCAUUUUUACCAAACUCGUUAAAUUCUUCUGGCAACAGCAGCCAACUAAGACGCCGCCAGCCCCUGAUAUGUGUGACCCACUGUUGUAAGAUGGCUUGUCUAGAUGUUCCGCAUAGAUUUCCCUUCUUCUCAUUUGUGAUGUUUAGUUUUUACAAGAUGCUCAGGUUGUGGGGAGAAACUAUACAAGUUGAAAUCUCCAGCAUUCUACCUUCCAAUACCUUAUGUUAACGGCCAUAAAACAACGUUCAGUAUUCUUGUGAAGCCGACCAAUGGAAGUUGGCAUGACUGCCAUGAGAAAGACGCGGAUUUCCAUGUUGGAAUUUCCCCUCGUGAUGCAGGAGGAGUAUCAAGUUAUACAUCGGAUGGUGUCAUCCAGGAGCUGAAUGGAUGGGAGGAAUCACUAAUUGUGUUUAACAUUAGCAACCCUGAGUGUGAGAUGAUGUGGGGGAAGUGUUUGGACCAAAUGUCGAGUGAAGAGAAAUGGUCAAAGUACAAGUAUGACGAAAACCGUUACAACUGUUUUGACUUUGCCCUCUCCUUACUGACACAAGUGGAUGAAUCUGUUAAAAGUUUCUUUGGUGAAUCCCCUAAGCUGAUCCCUUUCUCAUUUAACCGAGAAGAAAUGAGAAUGAGGUUUGUCCGAAGACAUGUUAUGCCACAAGUAAAGAUUGCAGCGAACUAUCAUAAACUAUCGGUUCAAGUCUCGCACAGGGGAGUCGUGGUUAUGGACUCGCCAGAACUUUAUGGAAUCGAAUGUUAAAUUGGGAUGCAGUGACUUUAAUAUAUAUUUACUAUCUUGUUGUUUAUAACUUUUUAUGUCUGUUAGCGCGAAACAUAAAGUUUCCCUCUGUUUAUAUACGGUUGUUUUCCAUUUUAAAUACGGGUUGAGAACUUGGGAUUAAGGCAAUACUUGGCCCAUUACUCCAACACCAAUACUACUUUUAAACCACUGAACCACAACGCCAGAUGUUUAUGGGAGUAAAGUGAAUUCUAAGUUUAAUUGGCCAACUUUGGUCUGCUUUUCAGGAGCAUUGCGUGUACAGCUUUAUAGAAUAGAACGGAAUUGAAAAAUGAUGUUAAUUAAAUAUAAGGACAACAGUUGUUAUAGUGAAUGGAAUGUAUCAAAAUAUAGUAAAUACAGUAACCAUAACGCCUGUUAUAUCUUACCUUUCGCAAAUAUUAUUGUUUUGGUUACAAAAAUAGUAAAUUCAAUGAACAAAUUUUGUUAUUUUAUGUCGUGUGUCGAACUUGCUUUGUUGCUACUAAUCAAACUUAAUUGUUUUGUAUUGUUAUUUUUAGUUUUUCAAAAGCUUUCUAAUGUGAUUUGUAUUUUUGCAGCUCGUAUCUUGCUUGAAAUACAAGAACUGCCGUUAUAAAUUUGUCUUACAUCAGAACUCAAAAUUAAAGGUUUAACGAAAUUGUAUCGAAAUUUAAGAAUUAAGUUGCGUAUAUUAAUUGUUGGAAAAAGACACGACGAAAUGGAGCGCGCCAUCGCGUACGUUCUGUUGUUCGUCAUAGGGACCAUUGUGACGUCGGAAGCCCAGGAAACUACAUAUGUCUCAUAUAUGACACCAAAGUAUGGCGGGGAAAAUGGAGCAACUCAGAUCAAGAUAUUUGGACAAGGGUUUGCUGUACAAAUGACCUUCGCUGGUGAGGAGCCUCGUAAAGAGGUUUUCCUUGUCAACUCAGUCAACCAGUAUGUUUGUGACAUCCAUGAGGCUGAGAGCGAUGAAACACAAACUGUGUGUUACACGAGAGAGAUGACAAAGGGCACUUACUACAUUCGUAUGAAGUUGAAUGGAGUUUGGUUGGACAACAGUCAUUACUGCAACAACGCUUACACGAGCUGGAGUUGUAGAUUUCAUGUGAACAGCGGUCGCACUCCAUUGGUUGAAUCAUUGAAUGCAACGACACUUGAACCUGAGUCUCUGAUUAAAGUUCGCGGCCGACUUUUCACCAACCUGAUAAGUUCUGCUGUUGCUACAGCAACCAACGGGCAGACUUCAAACAUAGCAAGGAUCUGGUUGACCUCGGGGCAAUGUGAUCAUUUGAAGGACACUGAUGUCCCGUAUGGCAUUUCUCUUGAGGGGGCAGAGGGUGAAUCAAACUGGGGUUCUCUCACUUGCAAGAUCCGUAGCAAGUACGUCGGGAACCAAAACUUUUCUUUCAUCGUCAACGAGGGGUUCGGCAGAUCAAGGCCGUACUCAUCAACUAAACAUCUAAGCGCAGAUAACAGGAUCUACAUGCUACAGACUUAUGCAGUUGUGACAGAUGUGUCCCCAAAAGAAGGGAGCACUGUUGGUGGGACCAUGCUUACUAUAUCUGGGAGAAACUUUGAUGAUCAAUCUGGGAUCAGAGCUCGAGUAAUGGUUGGAGGUGUAGCUUGCACAGUGACAAGUGUCACUGACAACCAAAUCAUCUGUAAGACCGCCACCGAACCAGCGACAAGCAAGAGCGUUUACGCUGGAGGCCGUGGACUUAAUAUUGAGGUCUUCCCUGGCAUAACAGACAAAGAUGCAACAUUGGAUACUUCUGUAUCUGGUUACCUCACUUUCCACACUGACAAAUCUGAAUCCGGUACCAUCAGUGGAGAAAACUUUGUUUCUCGUAGCCGUGGUUUUUACUACCCUGCUGUCACUGGAGGGCACAUAUUCAAUCUUGCUGCAGACGACAACGCUGACCUUUACAUCAACUCUAAUGGGGAAGAUGAAGCUGGAAAAACUAAGAUUAUUACAUCCGGUGGCAACAGUGCCUCAGUUACAUUACAAGCAAGAACUCCGCAUUACUUUGAGAUCCGCCAUCUUCAAGGAACUGGGGGUGCUAACUUUAAACUGAAUGUGAAGGUUGAUACUACAAACUACAUACCAGAGAAUACAGCUCUUGCAGUUUCUGAAGUUCAAACCGUGGCAAUCUCAUCUACUCUUAACCAUGAACAUCAGUCAAUCUCGCUUGAGGAUUGGGUUGAACAAACACCUGUAUCAUCCCAGUGGACCAUUGAGACAACGUGUAGUAUCAGUUCAUGCAGUGGACAUUCAUUCACCAUCACUGUGUUCAAGACUUCAACAGAUCCCAUCUUGUUUGGAGCCACAGAGUUUGAAGUAAAGUCAGCGAUCACGGCAUUGAUUCCCACGAAUUCUGAAGUUGAAACAGUGACAUAUGUAAACGAUACAUAUGAUAUCACCUUUAAAACCAACAGAGGCAAAAUUGAAUUAAGUGCCACCAGCAACAGUGGUGACUUAUCGGUGACAACCACUGAGGUCCAGGUUGGCGUGCCAAAGUUAGACACCUUCACCUUGACUGUGGAUGGCUACAUAUCUACACCAAUUGCUUUUGAUGCCCCUACCUCACAUGUUGUUAAUGCCAUCAAUAGUUUGUUUGGACCAAGAUGCCCACACCAACUUGGAACUACUUUGGCUGGGAAUUAUUUCAAGCAUUUUGACUUUGAGACAAACACUGGUGUGUAUUCUGGAGCAAUUUCAAGUGAGAAUUCAUUCUGUGGAACUCGCUCACUUAAAAACCCAUCGUAUCUCUUCAAUGAAUGGGAUAAUUCAUACUUCACUGCAGUUUAUAGCAAGGUUUGCUUUGCUUACAUUGGAGACAUCAACAGCCACCUAUGGAUAAGUUACUUCUUUGAAGAUGUUGACAACAACAAUGCCAUUGUGGAAUAUUAUCUUGUUGCGUUCAAUGGUUUGGGGUUGGAAGACUCAACAACAUGGAAACAUGUUUGCGUUGAUGUUGAAAAACUUCUUAAAGAGAAACACGCAAACGGCAACAACUUUAAGGUUCGUCAACUUUACAUUGCUGCUGGCAACGAUCCAGAUACCGACCACUAUGUUGAUAACUUCUUCAUUGCGAGCUCUGUCUCCCUGUCAGAUGACCAAAUUCAAGAAAUGCAGAGGCGAAUCCAGCCUUCAGCUGUUCCUUCAAUCAAACUUGAAAGUCUCACUGUGACAAAAACAAACAACAUUUACAACGUCACAUUCUACCCGAUCGACUGUGGCAGCAGCUUUCCACUUCUGGGUGUGGCCUUUACAAGUCAAACAACCAUUAGCUCAGAUGAAGCUGUUUAUGGAAUUGACUGGAACUCUACCAGCAGAGUUCGGGUUACAAGGUUAAUGGCUGCCUCACCAGCAGUGACCGGAACAUUCGAUAUUUCAUUCGCUGAUCCAACAUUUGGGUCUUUAUCAGCACUUCCCACCAAUAUAUCGGCCGAUGAUCUAACUCUGCAACUACAAAGCUUGGCUGGAGUGAAUUCGGUGAAUGUGGUCAAAAGUGGAACUUGUUAUGGAUAUUCCUGGCAGACAACAUUUGUAUCACCUGGGGGGAAGUACCCAGCCAUGACAACUGAUGGUACUAACAUGGUUGGGAAAUCCCCUGUAGUGACACCCACUGUAGUAACAGAGGGGGGCAUCAACAUGAACCCAAUAUAUGGAGAUUUCUUCAGCACUGGACACAGUCAGCCCCAGGUUCAAGUUUACAUCAACAACGUCCCAUCAAAAUGUGACGGAGAUUAUGACAGUGAUGCAGCGACAUCGUGUGGCUUUCAAUGGUCGUCAGCGGCAACCCCAACUUUGACGAAUGUAACACCAACAAGUGGCGUGACAGGAGAUUCAAUCAGCUUAACAGGCUCCGGGUUCGGCACCACAGCCAGUGAUGUAACUGUUACGAUCGGUGGAAUGGCUUGUACUGUGAGUACGGUGACUGAUACAUCUGUUAGUUGCACUUUAGGGGAAUCCCCUGGUGGCACACAAACCAUUGCAGUUAAAGUUGCUGGAAAAGGUUCUGCUGCAUCAACUGCUGGUACAUUCACAGUGACCAGCGCUGUCACCUCUAUAACACCAACUAGUGGCAGCACCAACGGGUGUACAACGGUCACAAUCGCGGGAUCAGCGUUUGAUACUUUAAGUUCAACGGUUGCGAUUGGUGGAUACGACUGUGUUGUUUCCAUGGUAACCUAUAGCACCAUCGUGUGUACAACCUCGGCAGCGACAUCCGCUGGCAGCGUUUCGGUUGUCGUGACAACAUCAUCAGUUGCCGCGACAUCUUCAGUGACGUAUGAAUACACCGACACUGGGGCAGCUAGCAUUUCUGCAAUCUCAUCCACAACUUAUACAUCAAAUGGAGGAACCAGGGUAACCAUAACAGGAACCAAUUUUGGAACAACACAAGGAGUUGUAACUUUUGGUACCAACUCAGUGACAGUGGCAUCAUGGAGUGACACCUCUAUUGAGAUUGACACCCCAGCAUUGGCACCUGCAAUCUACGACCUCCAUGUUAUCAUUCAACCCAAUGGUUGCGCUCUCAACAGUGUUGCCGCCUCUGUAACUUACGGUUUCUCUGUGUCUUCAAUUUCUGAAACCACUGGUUCUCACAUGGGGGGAACCACCAUUACUAUCGCUGGGGAAGGCUUCACUACUGACACUAGCGUUACUUUUGGUGACAUCACUUGUGAUGCCACUGUGACAUCAUCAACAGAAAUGACCUGUGUGACAUCAUCAUCAGGGGUUGUACACAAUGUUACGAAUGACGGGGCGCAUGCAA
Molecule: messenger RNA, 5728 nt
Organism: Ciona intestinalis (vase tunicate)
Lineage: Eukaryota; Metazoa; Chordata; Ascidiacea; Phlebobranchia; Cionidae
Source: RefSeq, a predicted model, not a curated record